Linum trigynum is the source of this 956-nucleotide messenger RNA. Lineage: Eukaryota; Viridiplantae; Streptophyta; Magnoliopsida; Malpighiales; Linaceae. The record is from the annotation of a GenBank genome assembly.
CUGCAGAACCACAGCCUUCGGGAUGAGUGUGGCGCAAGGGAAGCUGGGAGAUCCUAUUACCACAGGAUUGUAUGGAAUCAAGGGUAUGCCAGGUUAUUUAAUCAAGGUUCGGGUGAUGAUCAACAUGACUGAACCACUGCACUCCCAAGUUUAUGCUUCAAAUCCGGUAGCUGAGAUAUUUUGGGUGAUCCUUGUGUAUGAACAUCUACCGUUGUUCAGCUACCAUUGUGGUAGAUUGGGACAUAAGGCUGCCAAUUGUGGCUACCUAGAUCCCAAAGGAGAGGAAAAUUUUGGCCUGGAGAUGAUGAUUGAUGAGUCUGGACACAGGUUGAAUGAAGCUACUUUGAACUCGAUCCAUGGGACGGGAAUUACUCACUCUGUUUUGAUCAACCCGUCUACUCAUGGUGGCAAAGAGGCGAUGGGCGAUGGUGGUAGGAGGCGGAUGGAGAGCGAGGAUCAUGAGGUUGUCUCGGGUCCAAGGAUUAGGGUGAUCGCUCUUCCUGUGACGUCUUCUCGUGGGCGAAAGGAGAAGGGCAGCGAGAAGAGGAAAUCAUGGACUGUGGCGGAGGGCCGAUCAGUGGGGGUGGUUGGAAAGGAGGAGGGAAGAAAGAAUAAUCAGGAGAAAUAGGGGAAGAAGACGAUGGGAAGGGGCAGGGAGUCUGGUCAAGGCGGAGAGAAAAUGAGGAGCAGCCAGCGAAGAGUUCUGUAGGCACAAGUGGCGGGAAGGAAGCUAAGAAGCUGAAGGGCAAAGAAAAAUGUGUUGACCAAGGUGGAAAAUGGUUCUGCGGAGGGGACCCAAAUCAAACUCACGUUGGGAGGCACGAAAACAGUGCUGGGUGCAAAACAGAAGGGGGGGGGGGGGGGGAAGGUUAAAGAUCUUGUGUUGAAACUGGAAGAAAAAAAUUGGAAAGAUGUGGAGGGUCAGGUGAACGCGGCAACAAAGGGUGUUCGUUCGA